AUGCAAAAGUACAUGCGACAGAAAACAACGAUGACGGAAAGGAAGAGGAGCCCGGACCGUGAAUGUGGCUCCUUUGAAAACGAGAUGUGUGAAGACGAGCCGCGUGCACAGCGGCUCUCCACACUCACCGCCCAGACUGUGAUCGUUGCUGACGAGUCUGACCUUAUUUCAUAUUGUGACGACGAUCCAGGUUUCUACGACGACUACCCCAAGAAGGGCAUUCGAUUCUGUGACAUCCUUCCCGUGCUUCGCGAUCCGCUCGCCUUCGAACUGCUCAUCACCAACAUCAUCUCGCACCUGUUCACCCACACCAUCCCAUCCCUCGACGACUCCACCCCUUCUACCCAGUCCACCCCGCUCGAACCAGGCGCCAAGUCGUACGGCUCCCGCAAGAUCGACGCCGUCGUCGGCCUCGACGCGCGCGGCUUCCUCCUCGGCCCCAUCAUCGCCCAGCGACUCGGCUGCGGCUUCGUCCCCGUCCGCAAAGUCGGCAAGCUCCCCGGAGAGUGCGUCCAGGCCUCCUACCUCAAGGAGUACGGUGAGGACGUGUUCGAGAUGCAAAAGGAAGCGCUGGCGCCCAACUCGCGCGUCCUAGUCAUCGACGACCUCAUCGCCACAGGUGGCUCCGCAAAGGCCGCCGGUGAGCUCGUCAAAAAGUGCGGCUCAAAGGUCGUAGAGUACGUCUUCGUCGUGGCUAUCCCUUUCCUCAAAGGUGCCGACCAGCUGGACGCUCCUUCCUACCACCUCGUCGAGGUCGACUAA
Messenger RNA from Pseudozyma hubeiensis SY62, 762 nucleotides. RefSeq names its product uracil phosphoribosyltransferase. Gene Ontology annotation, cellular component: cytoplasm. NCBI's taxonomy places the organism in Eukaryota, Fungi, Basidiomycota, Ustilaginomycetes, Ustilaginales, Ustilaginaceae. The transcript has 2 exons. The coding region runs from base 1 to 762 and encodes 253 amino acids. Gene Ontology annotation, biological process: AMP salvage; adenine salvage. Gene Ontology annotation, molecular function: AMP binding; adenine binding; adenine phosphoribosyltransferase activity. The record is from RefSeq and is a predicted model, not a curated record.